Molecule: messenger RNA, 4078 nt
Organism: Dalotia coriaria
Lineage: Eukaryota; Metazoa; Arthropoda; Insecta; Coleoptera; Staphylinidae
Product: lysine-specific demethylase RSBN1L-like
Cellular component (GO): nucleus
Source: RefSeq, a predicted model, not a curated record
CUCCGGUAGAAACAUGGCGGCAAGCGGUGUUGUGUUGCUGUUUUGAGCGGCGCUUUGAAGGCGCAGAAAAAACCCUUCGCGCGAGUCUACAAACCAGCCCUCGUGUUACACGCGCGCGUGUACGAGAGUGAAGCAAGUGUUGGUGUACGAUGCGGGCGUCGAGCGCUUGACGUGCUGCCGGCAGCGACUCUUAGUGCAUAUCGCCAUCGGCGCCCCGCGCAAUGGCGUCUGUGGACCAGCAGGAGGAAAGCCCCAAGCGGCAGGCGGCGAGGAUAUCGCAACAUGAUGCAACUUCACCAGGUGAAGACGAGUGGCGUCGAUGCGACGACAAUUGGCCCAACGGUGGACUCCAUGCCGAGUCCGAUCAUGACGCUGAGGUUCCUCUACACGAUUCAAACGAUGAUAUAGACAUCAAACAAGAACAUGCUCAUACUCAUACAAAUGGAGCAAUGAAUCAUAACUACUCCCCACAACCAACCAUCACAACAAUUGAACCAGAAGAAGCCUCUGAUGGGCAUAAUGAUUGUGAUGCAUCAUCCCCAAGUGAUAAUCUCAACAACAACAUCAAUAACAAACUGGAUAUUGAUAAGGAAGCAGUGCAGAAUGGCAUUGCACAUGAUGAGAGUGUUGAAAGUGACACAGCUGAUACAAAAAUGAAGGGUAAAUGUGAUUUGGACAUGCUGGCUGGAAUUGAUGAUCAUUACAGCAGUCUGAGUCAGGAUAAAAACGAGAAUGGGCGUAUAUCACCACGAAAGCGCGCACGCACCGAAGAACCCAUCCAGCGGUUCGCGUCUAGUCAAAUAAAGCGUCCGCGCUCAGCUGACUACACUCAAGAGAAUGAAUGUCAGCAUUCUGAUGAAAUUCCCAACAAUCACAGCAACAAGUCAAUGAAAACAGGCGUGAAAAACAAUUCACAUGCCCCGCAUAGGAGAUUAUCAAGUGGUAAACAUAGAAAGAGAUCAAGAAGUUCGACAAUUGACUCAAAAGAUGGAGAAAUGAAGAGUUUUAGCGCUCCAGGAGAGAUAAAAGAAGAAAAAUUUGAUCCAACUUUGGAUGAGCAUAGUAUUGUCAUGCCUAAACCUGUUUUACUAUCAAAUGGGAAUUAUAGUUACCCACCUUCUAAUAUGAAACUAAAAUAUCGUAAAUAUUACCACAUUGAACAACAUACGAAUGGUGGCGCGUUGGUAUUACACAUGUAUCACGAAGAAAUCAAGCAUUUGAACGAAGUGGAAACUCGUGAGCUUGCUAAGGAGUUCUUCCAGGUGGCGUUCGCUGAAGACAGCAAUGAACGCGCGUUGUACGUAAUGGCAAUCGUGCAUGGAUCCGCGACGAAUCUUCCAGACUUGUUGGAGUACAUGGCAGAUACGUAUCCAACCCUCACGGUGAAGAAUGGUCUGCUUAAUCGCACAUCUGACCUGGAAACGACGAGUUUAGCGGCGUAUAAUGAGAAUGUUUGUAAGAAUUACGAUAUGGGAACUGUGAGGUAUGGACCACUGCAUCAGAUAAGUUUGGUUGGCACGGCGCAUGAAGAAGUCGGCGGGUAUUUUCCGGAUUUAUUGGAUUUGUUAGAAGAGAAUGCAUUUUUGGAUAUGACGAUGCCCUGGGAGUUGUCAGUGGUGCAUAUGAAUCGAGAAGAGUCUAAUGAUGGACCCAUUUUGUGGUGUAGACCUGGAGAGCAACUGGUGCCUACUAUGGAUGGAAGAUCACCACUUAAACGUCGAAGAACGGGUAUAAAUGAAUUGAGAAAUCUUCAGUAUUUGCCUCGAUUGUCCGAAGCACGUGAACACAUGUUUGAAGACAGGACGAAAGCACACGCCGAUCAUGUCGGACAUGGUCUCGACAGGAAAACAACGGCGGCUGUGGGCAUCCUCAAGGCUAUUCAUGGAGGUCGCAAAGAAGGACCUAUAAAUCGUAUCACCAAAGAUGUUGUCGCCUUCGACGCCAAAGAUUUUGACACUCUUAGUGAAAAACUCCAGCUUGAUCUUCACGAACCUCCAAUUUCACAAUGUGUUACAUGGAUAGAAGACGCUAAACUUAAUCAACUUCGAAGAGAUGGCAUCAAAUACGCUCGAAUUAAUCUCUACGAUAAUGACAUUUACUUCUUACCUCGCAAUAUUAUUCAUCAGUUUCGAACUGUGACGGCUGUGACGAGUGUUGCAUGGCACGUUCGACUUGCCCAAUAUUACAAGGACGAAGAAGAAGCGCCAUGUGAAGAACCACCAAAGACUGAGUCACCUCCUCUCACAGAUAAAAAGCACAAGGAGAAAACAGCCGAAAAGCCGAAGAAACCACACAAAGUCAAGGCUAAAGACGAAAAGGAUGAAAACCACGAACGGAAAUUAAAAGAGAAGAAACCAACUGUUAAUAAUAUCGACAGUAGUAAAACGAAAGAAAGAAAAGAUUCAAAAGACGAAGAUUCAACGCACAUCACCGAUGGAAAAUCUAAAGAUAAAGACAAAGAAAAGAAGGAUAGUAAAGAUAGGGAAAAGGAUAAAACCAGCAGUAGUAGCAGUAGUAGAAGUAAAGAUGAACGCCGCAGCAGUGGCGAGAAACACAAAGAAAAACGAGACAGCCGCGACAGCGAUAAGGACAAGAGUCGACAUCGUGAUAAAUAUCACAAAGAUAAAGACAAAGACAAGGAGAAGAGCAGCAGUAGCAGCAGUAGUAGGCAUCACAAACACAAACAUCACGACCGAGACAAAGAUCGAGACCGGGACAGAGAUCGCGACCGAGAUCGUGAUCGCGAUAAAUCGCGCAGUGAUAGAAAACAUUCGGAUUACAAGAGUUCGUCGAGUUCUUCAGGUCACAAGCACAAAUACAAGGAGAAGGACAAAGACAAGGACCGGGAAAAGCGUGAUAAAGAUAAGGAUAAGGACAGGGAGAAAGAAAAGCGAGAGAAUACAUCCGUCACAACAUCAAUAACAACUAGCAACACUACAAAUACUAAUAGUUUAAGUACAAGUACAAGUGUUUCGUCUUCUUCGGCCCCUGAAAUACCCGCAACUGUUGUAACUGAAGUGGCAGCAGCACCAGAAAAUAAUUCGCCACCGAUUGCGAUAGUUGCGCCGACGCCAGAGAAGAAACCGCCGCAGAAAAUCAAGAAACCGCGAUUAUCAGCGCCCAUCGACGUGUUGGGUGACAUUCUAAAGAAUAUGGAUUCGAAGAAAUAGUUGUAGAGUUGAUAGUGCUUUAGUAUUUUGAAUAUUAAUAUUCUAAGUGUACAGUGUACAGAGAUAUAUUGAUUUACUAUACAUAUUUAACGAGAAUCAAAAUCUAAACCAAUGGAUACUAGGCGAAUUGUCAAUUUUAACACGCAUACGAAAACAAAAAGAAAUUGUAACAUGGAUUGUUCGAUGAGUGAGCUUAUGUACAUGUACAUAUUUUUGUACAUAUUGUACAUAUUUUUACAUAGUCAAGUAAUGUUAUCAUUAUUUAUAUUUCAAAAAACAUGCGGUAAUGAUGUAGUGGUAGUAGUAAAACAGAAAAACACGCCAACAUGAAGGUCGAAGAUGACGAAACGAUUUGUAAUUUGAAACUCAAGACAUUUCACACGAUGACAACAAUUUAGAUGUGCGCGCGAACCUAUUUUACUUACGUUUACACAAUAAUCAUAAUCAAAGCAAUACGCGAAUGAAUGCAUAACAUGAAAACAUACGACACGAAACAUUGGCAUUUCUCAUACUGUCAGCUAUAGUUACAUUACACACCUAGAUUAAUACGUUCGAAGAUGUUUUUUGUUUAAAUUUGUAUAUUUUGCUGUGAUCUUUGUACAAAUCUUAUUCUCGGCUUGCGUUUUAUCAAUUUUUGUGUAUUGAAUAAGUGCGGAAGGAAAUAUUUCGUUUUAAUUAUUCUUUUUUAUUUUUAUGCACACAAAUGAUGGAUGUGUUUUAUAGGCAGCAUGUUAACUUAUUUUUAACAUUGUGCGUGGUGCAAUUGAUUGAUGCACAGUAUAUUUGAGAAUACUUAAAAUAUUUUAUUAAGCAUCUAAGUUAUUUUAUGCAUUCCGCGUUUAUUUAUCAUUAUUUAUUAUUGACCAUUUUUGAGAUGAAAUAAUUAACAAUAAAACAGUCAAUUUUCA